Messenger RNA from Aethina tumida (small hive beetle), 3516 nucleotides. RefSeq names its product bone morphogenetic protein 1-like. Lineage: Eukaryota; Metazoa; Arthropoda; Insecta; Coleoptera; Nitidulidae. Gene Ontology annotation, biological process: proteolysis. Gene Ontology annotation, molecular function: metalloendopeptidase activity; zinc ion binding; serine-type endopeptidase activity. The coding region runs from base 204 to 3323 and encodes 1039 amino acids. The transcript is spliced from 11 exons. The record is from RefSeq and is a predicted model, not a curated record.
UGAAAAGUGAUACCACGUGAUUGCAGAGGAUGCCAUUGAACGACAUUGUUAGGUGAUCUUCGGUCAAAGAAGCCAACAACACUGAUAAUGGAUGUAAAUUUACGAUUAUCGAGGAAGAAGCCUCAUUCUCGAAAAUAAAAAAAUUAUAAACAACAUGAUAUUGUUUGAAGUUCUGGGAGGUGUUGUAAUUUAAAAUCGAAAAAAUGUUGCGGUGUGUGUUCCUGGUAUUUGCUUUGUUGGUGGUGACUGUUGCUUUAAACAGUGAUGAUCACAGGACGAGGCACAAACAAAAGUUCACAAUAGAUGAACUUUUAACAACUGUGUUUCCCAAAAAGACUUCAGAUGAUUUAGAUUUAGAUCCAUGCAAAGCAGGAGAAUUUUUGGACGACAUUGCAUUACCAGUACCAAAUAAACAAACCAGGGAGCAAGUUUUAUUACAAGAGGAACUCGAAAAGUACAAGCGUGAUGUUUUGGAAGGGCUACAAGUUGAAGAGGAAGGAAUGACAGAUUAUCUCCGCAGAAAAACAAAACAUAUAACUGACCAAAAAUUGGCAACUAGUGCCAACGAUCCCUCAGAUGUGUCAGUAACUGAAUCCGCCAGUAAUCUGUCCAUAAAGAGAAACCAAAAAUUGGAUAGAAAAAAGAGAGAUCAUUCAAAGAGCAUUAAAAAGAGAGCCGCAACUGCUAGAAAAGAAAGAGUUUGGGAUUACGGUGUAAUUCCCUAUGAAAUUGACGGAAAUUUCAGCGGGUUGCACAAGGCAUUGUUCAAACAAGCUAUGAGACAUUGGGAGAAUUUCACAUGUGUAAAAUUUGUGGAAAGAAAUAGGGAUGAGCAUCCAAAUUACAUUACAUUCACUGAAAGACCAUGUGGUUGUUGCUCUUUUGUCGGGAAAAGAGGGAAUGGUGGACAAGCAAUUAGUAUAGGAAAGAACUGCGAUAAGUUUGGAAUUGUAGUGCAUGAGCUUGGACAUGUGGUAGGAUUUUGGCAUGAACAUACCAGACCAGAUAGAGACAAUCAUGUUAAUAUCAUCAGAGAAAACAUUAUGAAUGGCCAAGAAUACAAUUUUAAUAAAUUAACUGAUGAAGAAGUAAAUUCUUUGGGUUUAACAUAUGAUUACGACUCUAUUAUGCAUUACGCUAGAAGUACCUUUUCUAAAGGAACAUAUUUAGAUACAAUCCAACCUAUUGAUAUGCCUGGAAGAAAACGACCAGAAAUUGGUCAGAGAGUUAGAUUGAGUCAAGGAGAUAUUGCUCAAACAAACCUCCUGUACAAAUGCCCCAAAUGUGGUCGGACAUAUCAAGUAAAUUCUGCUACAUUCACACCCCCAGUGUACAUAAACGAAACCCCACCAGAAAAUGGAAUAAAAUGUGAAUGGAGAAUUACAGCUACACAUGGAGAAAAGAUUCUGCUGAACAUUACUGGAUUAGACAUUGAAAAAUCUCAGGACUGCAAAACUGACUACAUAGAAGUGAGAGAUGGUUACUGGCACAAAUCUCAAAUUCUCGGUUUGUUCUGCGGAACAGGCCAGUUUCAUAACAUAAUGUCUACGGGUAGCAGGAUGUUGAUAACAUAUGUUUCAAAGAAUCCUAAAGGUCAUAAAGGUUUUAAAGGCAGUUUUGAAGCAAUUUGUGGCGGAGAUCUUAUGAUAGAUACAGAAGGACAUCUCGAGUCCCCCAACUUUCCAGACGACUAUCAACCAAAUAAAGAGUGCAUCUGGCGAAUUACUGUGCCUGACGAUUUCCAAGUUGCUCUUAAAUUUCAGUCGUUCGAGGUAGAAAAUCAUGAUGGGUGUGUAUAUGACUACGUUGAAAUUCACGAUGGUUUAACACUUGAGAGCCCAAUUUUAAAAGUACUUUGUGGUUAUAAAAUACCUGCAGAUAUAACAUCAACGUCUAAUCAGUUAUUGGUAAAAUUUGUCUCUGAUGGGUCGGUACAAAAAGGCGGAUUUUCAGCUAUGAUAAUGAAAGAAUAUGAUGAGUGUGCUGUUAUAGAGCACGGAUGUGAACAGGAAUGUAUAAACACCAUUGGAAGUUUUGAAUGCGGCUGCAAAAUUGGAUAUGAAUUACACUCUGAUGGUAAAAAAUGUGAAGAUGCUUGUGGUGGAAUGCUUACUCAAACCAACGGUACUAUCACCUCCCCAAGUUUUCCAGAACUGUACCCAUUAAAUAAGAAUUGUGUAUGGGAAAUUAGAGCAUUACCUCAAUUUAAAAUUACUCUAAAUUUUACUCAUUUCGACUUGGAAGGCAAUAACGCUCAGCCACAACAAUGUGACUAUGAUCGUAUUGAGGUGUACAGUAGGCUGGGUGACGGAAAAAUGAAGGAGCAUGGUGCUUUUUGUGGUUCUAGACCCCCAAAUUUAAUUACGUCUGAGGGAAAUAUUAUGAGAGUGGUUUUCACAUCUGAUACAAGUGUACAAAAAACCGGAUUUGCUGCCAUAUUUUUCACAGAUAUGGAUGAAUGUACGACAAACGACAAUGGAGGAUGCCAACAUGAUUGCGUCAACACCUUCGGAUCGUACAUUUGUACCUGCCACAACGGUUACACUCUUCAUGAAAACGGUAGAGACUGCAAGGAAGGGGGUUGCAAAUACGAAAUUACAACCACCCUAGGGAGCGUUACAAGCCCCAAUUACCCUGACUUUUACCCUAGCCGCAAGGACUGCGUAUGGCACUUCAGUACUAUUCCGGGUCAUAGAAUAAAACUAAGUUUUACUCAUUUCGAACUGGAGUCGCACCAAGAGUGUUCCUAUGACCAUGUGGACUUCUAUGACGGUGGGUCACCGGAAACUCCAACUUUAGGAAGAUUUUGCGGCUCGAAAAUACCUCCAUUGGUGAUAACGUCAGGAAAUCAACUGUAUAUGACCUUUAGGUCUGAUAGUUCUGUGCAAAGGAAAGGUUUUCAGGCCAACUAUUUUACAGCGUGCGGUGGUAUUCUUCAGGCUGUGCCAACAACCGUAAAGUACAUUUAUUCUCACGCGAAAUAUGGAAGUGCAAGUUACGAUAACAGGGCUGAUUGUGACUGGACUAUAGAGACGACUCCUGGUUAUAACGUGUAUUUGUCUUUUAUUUCGUUCGACAUUGAAGAGGAAAAAGAUUGCGGUUAUGACUACUUGGAGGUAUUUAACGGUUUGGACUCCAGUGGACUUAGUUAUGGCAGAUUCUGUGGCAAAACUAAGCCGUUCAAUAUUACAUCGAGUCAGGAAGGCCUUCUCGUCAGGUUUAGAUCAGAUGAUACUCUUGGCAGUAAAGGUUUCAGUUUGAGUUAUGUUGCUGUGAAGGAUAUCUUUUUGGAAAGCCCCGAUGAGGACAGUUUUGAAGAGUAAAUUUAUCGAUAAAUCUAGACUAAGUAAAUUUUAGGAUUACUUGUUUAUUUUAUAAUUUAGUGAGUAUUUGUGAUUCAUGCAAUUUAAUAUGCAUAAGUUCAAAAGACAAAAUUUUGUUUUUAGUAUAUGUCUAAUAAGUUAUAGUAUGUUUUUGUCUAUUUUGGCCUAAUUUUCAUGUAUAAUUAUUCUCAUU